AUGGCAAAGCUGGAAGAAGAGAAAGCCGAGUUUGCCGCAUACAAGAAAGAGGAGCAGGCCAAGUUGGAUGCUGACCGAAAGAGGUUUCAUGAAGAGUGCCGCUUGCUUUACAAGCAGUACGGGGUGGGAACGUCCGACGACAACUCGGUUGCAGCUGCAGCUGCGCAAGUCUCCACAUUUCCCGCGCCAGUAAAGCUCAAUGUGGGGGGCAAGACGUUCCAGACCACGAUGGUGACAUUGCAAGGCAGGCACGCCGGUGAGCAGCAUUCCAUGCUGGCCGCGAUGUUCAGUGGCCGACAUCCAAAUUGCUUAGAUGAGGGGAUCGUUUUCAUUGACAGGGACGGCGAUCAGUUUGCCCACCUUCUGGAAUACUUGAGGAGUCCGACGGGCAAGCUGGGAUACUUCGAGAAUCUGCGAGGCCAGUAUGUCCAAAGCCUGCGAGAGGGCAAGAGGAACCUGGAGUACGAGCAGAUGCUUGAUGAGGUGCGGUACUUUCAGCUUCAAGGCCUACUUGCAGUUCUCUUACCACCCACUGCUUCCUUUGCCAGUGCGUCGUCUUUGGGAAUCCUGCGUGCCCCGGAGAAUCCAACGGCAGCUGGCAACGUUGUUACCUGGACGUGGGAGCACCAGUCCGUGCUCUCAAAUCGUGAGCUCUAUGCUGUUGAGGCAGAUGGCGGCAUUCGGUUCCAUCAAGCAGGCACGUACCUCAUCAUGACCCAGGUGCCUGGAGUGAGUUCUGGCAACAAUGGCUAUGGUCAGCUUGUGCUUGACGGCACGGUGACCGACGAGUGCUGGCAUUGCAAUUCAAGCGGCUACCAGAACAUGCUCUACUUCAACCGGGUGAUGAAGAUCCCUGCAGGAGGACGAUUGCAGGUGCAGGGCAUCAGCUUGUCCCAUGCCUUCAAUAUGGGCCGGGUGCUGGCCACGUCCUUCUCGAUCGUGCCGCUUCAGUUUUCAUCACGCGCAAGCUUGCCGUUUGUCUCCUUGCGCUCCCUCGAGGGUGGUGCCAGCGGUGCGUUCUGGCGCUGGAAGCACAGCGGAGGAAGCGACGCCCUCGUCGAUUUGUCUGACGCCUCAAAGCUCACCUUCGUUGAUGAAGGCCUGUACCUCGUCUUGGCCAGGGUUCCGGGUGCCAGUUCAGGCAACUCCGGACAUCUUGAGUUGCUCUUGGAUGACACAGUCGUUGGGGAGUCCUGGGCUGGCGAUGCCAAUGGCUACACAAGGAUGUUGCACAUGAGCGAGGUGCUCGAGAUUCCAUCAGGCGCAAGCCUGCGCCUGAAGAACGUGAACUUGACCCAUGGCUACAACCUGGGUCGGCUCCAAGCCACAGACCUCAGUGUCGUGAGGCUGUGCACCUCCGGUGACCCAGUCAACCAUGGCCUGGCAGAUUCUCCAACCACCCUGAGGUAUGCCUGCUUUUCCUCAAGUGAAGGGUCCGGGAACGGAUUCUGGUCCUGGUCAUGCAAGAGAGGAACUCCCCAGUUCGCGCAGCUCACCGCUGAUGGAACCUCGGUCACCCUUCGAGAUGCAGGCACCUACUUGGUUAUGGCGAGGGUGCCAGGAUGCAGCUCAUCAAACAAUGGGUAUGUGCAGCUCAUGCUCGAUGGCGCCGCUGUCCAGGAGUCCUGGGCAAACGAUGCCAACGGAUACCAUGCCAUGCUCCAUUUCAACGAGGUGUUGAAGAUCGCUGCGAAGGGCACCUUGCAGCUGCAGAACGUAAACUUGUCGCACAGCUUCAACAUCGGUCGCGCCCUGGCCACCUCCUUGACCGUCAUUCUUCUCGCAGCCGAUGAGAGUUGA
Symbiodinium natans is the source of this 1800-nucleotide messenger RNA. The record is from the annotation of a GenBank genome assembly. NCBI's taxonomy places the organism in Eukaryota, Dinophyceae, Suessiales, Symbiodiniaceae.